AUGACGCCGAAAAGCGCUUUGGAAGAGAAACAGGGUCAUGGUGACGCCUGUGCGUGUCACUGGCUGCGCACUGGCCGCCCAGGAGCCCGGAUCCUGGCCGCGCGGUGGGUGCGGAUGCGGGGACAGGGCCCGGAGCAGGGGGCGGUCCCCCGCCUGCCGGUGCAGCCCGGGUUGGGAAAGUUGGUGCGGGCUCGGGGUCUGGAGGCGCCUGGGCAGCCCGAGCCGGGCAGAUUAUGGGACGCGGCGCGCGGGGGCGGGGGGCGGCAUCCGCGACGAUCGCGGGGCGCUCCGGCCACCGGCCCCGGCAGCCCCGCCUGCGCCCAGGCCAGCACGCCGCCGGCCCCCGCCCCCGCCCUCGGCACACCGCCGCUGGCGACCGUCCCCGAGCCGAGGGGCGGCUCCCCCCGCGCCCGCGCCCCUCCCGGCAGCUGCGGCGGAGUCCGCGCCCGCCCGCCCCGGGGCCCGGCGGGCCGGCAGAUACCUGGUCGGGGGCGCGCCGGGAGCCGCUGCGGCGCCCAGCGCCGGCUCCAUCCUCGGGUCCGGAGUCAGGCUCGCCGGGGGCCCGCGGGCGGCGGCGGCGGCGGCGGCGGCGGCAUCCUCCGCCUCCCGCGCCCUCCUCCUCGGCCUCCCGCCUCCCUGCUCUUCCUGCGCCUCCGCGCGCCCCUCACGGGCCCCUCUUCAUGGCCUGGGGGCGCGAGCCCCGGGCGGCUCGAGCAGCCGAGUUCGUCCUCCGGGGACCGGGACGCGGGGACCCGAGGGGUGAUGGCAGCCGGGGCCAGGGGCCCAGGGCCUCGCAGCCCCGGGCGCGGGAGCAGAGCAGCAGCCGCAGGCGCCGGAGCCUCGCGGAGCGCCCGCCUCGGGUCCCCGAGCCGAGAGCAGCAGCAGCGGCGGCGGCUUCAGCGCCGAGCGAGCAGCGGGCGCUGCGGCCCCGACUCCACCCCCAGAGCCGCCCGCCCCUCGGCUGCCGCCCGCCCCCUGCCCCUCCCCACCCCUUCGCCGCGCGCCCUCCCGCGCCCCGCGCCGCGCUCGGGACACCCGCUCCGCAGGCGGCCGCCGGUGCCAGCCCCCGCCCACCGCGGAGCGGAGGGUCGCGGAGCCACGCCCCCCGGCUGGGCGGCCUGCGGGCUAGGAUGCAGGCCGCGCGCCGGCCCCGGUGCCAGUGCCCUGCUUCCCCCUUGGGCGUCUGCCCAGGGUUACCCCGUUACCCGGCACAAGCACCCCGCCGCCACCCGGGGCUCAGCCUGCCUCUCGCCCUCCUCUCAUUUAGCCACAGGACGCUCCCGUGGACAGCGAGGACCCUCAGGGCACCAGGCAACAGACGCCCCCCUGACCUUCCACCGCCUGGGGCACGCGUCCGCUUCCCUUGACUACGACAAAGAAUAUUUGCCUCUCAAGGUGAUGCGUGCAGCCUUAUUCGCAGCAGCAAAGAAUGGCAAAGAACCUGGCGGGAUCCGGAAGACGGACACCACGCCCACCGCCCAGGUCCGAGCACAAGGCAGCAGGAUGUGGCUGAGAGCGCCCGAUGCCGUGGGGAGCACGGAUCUGCCCCCAGGGCCCGCGCACAGCCACCAUCCGGAGGAGGCCCGUGGAUGCGUGGGUACCAGCGCGCAGUGUGACCCGCGCAUGCCCAGCAGGCCCCGGAGCGGGCUGUCCCAGUCCAGCGGGUCUCUUCUGCGAGAGCCGCCCCCUGUGCGCGCCCCCGGCGGCCCUGCGCAGAGACGCUCGGCCCGGGCGAAGGCCGGGACGCUGCUGCCCUCUAGCGGCGCGGGCGUCCAUCGCACCCGGCCCGCGGCGCGCGCCCUGGAGCGCGGAGCCGCGGGAGAACCGGGCCCUCCGCCGGCGAGGCGCGUCCCCGCGCCGGGCCUCCUCGCCGUGCGCGCCAGAGACCGGGAGCCAGAGGAGGCAGAGCGGCGCCAGGCGAGCGGGCUCUUUAAGGAGGGGGCUGGGGGCGUGUCAGGAAAUGAGCCCUGGGCCCGCCCCGCCCGGGAGGCGGCCUCGGAUGUCCGGAGGCUGCAGGCUGCGCCGGAGCCGGCUCCCGGUGGCCCGGCCCCGACCGCGUCCUCCGUGCCCGCGCCCUGA
Messenger RNA from Lepus europaeus (European hare), 2079 nucleotides. RefSeq names its product basic proline-rich protein-like. NCBI's taxonomy places the organism in Eukaryota, Metazoa, Chordata, Mammalia, Lagomorpha, Leporidae. The coding region runs from base 1 to 2079 and encodes 692 amino acids. The record is from RefSeq and is a predicted model, not a curated record. The transcript has 10 exons.